This is a messenger RNA of Exophiala mesophila, 1784 nucleotides long. RefSeq lists its product as uncharacterized. Gene Ontology annotation, molecular function: RNA binding; double-stranded DNA binding. Bases 85 to 1728 code for a protein of 547 amino acids. Gene Ontology annotation, biological process: transcription elongation by RNA polymerase II; post-transcriptional tethering of RNA polymerase II gene DNA at nuclear periphery; poly(A)+ mRNA export from nucleus. The transcript has 2 exons. Lineage: Eukaryota; Fungi; Ascomycota; Eurotiomycetes; Chaetothyriales; Herpotrichiellaceae. Gene Ontology annotation, cellular component: transcription export complex 2. The record is from RefSeq and is a predicted model, not a curated record.
GCAUGAUCUCCCACCACAUACUAAGCAAUCCCUCAAAAAAUCAAUUCACAACGCUGCUAGUCUAGUACGCGUGGGGCAUUCGCAAUGCCAGCGUUUGGCCCUCGCGCGACAGUCUUGGACUCCUUUCUGACCGAGAUCGUCAGCUGUGUCCAGCGGAAAAAUGGCGGGGGCAUCACAGACUUGAUUCAACUGGACUUUGAUAGUCUGCCCCCAGACCGACAGAAGCCAUACGCGGACUUGAACCAAGAACUGAAUCGAUUGUAUCCGUCCAGCAAUGACGAAGGCCUCGUCACUCGGUGCAAAACGGUGGUUUCAUCGGAUGAAUUUGGUACAUUCAGUACACCCUUUUCAGACACUACCAUCCAUUAUUUUCGAUAUCUCAGAGACUUCACCACGGCCGACGAUCGACAAAAGGCCAUCAAGAUUCGACAGCUGACCAGUCAAUGUGUGACAGCCUUGGGCGACUCGAAAUAUGGAGUUAUUAUGAUCCCCAUCGUUUUGUCCUUUUCGCGUACUCUAGCCACCAUCGCGACUUACCUCGACCGGAACCAGUCACAUGCGGCGAAUGAUGGGAUCUCGACGACAUCCGUUCCUUCAGACAGCGCCCCUGGGAAGUUCAGCUUUGUCGAGGAUGCGGCCAACGUGCUUCGCGACGCCUUCAUCAAGUGUCUGGCAGGGAGCCCAGGAGUCCAACGGACGACUCGUCCAGGGCCCGACGACAAGCGCUUCGGCAUCUACUUGACCGCCAACUCGUGUUUAAAACUACUUACACAAUGUCGACGAUUGCGCAACGCCCAGCAGAUGUUCUCGAGCAUCGACGCCCAGUCACCCCCUCUGUCAUACUACCCGGCAGCCCAGCGGGUCACCUUUCUCUACUAUCUGGGUCGAUACCAUUUCGCCAACAACCAUUUCCAUCGAGCGCAGGCGGCCCUCCAAGCGGCUUAUGACGAUUGUCACCGCGAUGCAACAAAGCACCGGCGACUGAUUCUGGUUUACCUGAUUGCUGCAAAUCUCUGCCUUGGUCGUUUCCCCUCAUCGACACUGCUUGAACGACCAGAGGCGGCAGAGGUCGGCGCGCGGUUUCUGCCUCUAUGUAAGAUCAUUCAAUGUGGUGAUCUCGGCCGGUUUCAGCAGUACCUGGACCUUGGCAGUGAAUCAGGUCGCUGGUUUCUUCGACGGUCGAUACUCUUACAACUACAGAAUCGAUGUGAAAUAUUGGUUUGGAGAAGUCUGAUUCGAGCCACUUUUCGAGCUAGCGGUUUCCUAGGUGAGGAGAAGAAGAUCCCAUUCCUCAGAUUGCAUUAUGUGCAGCAUGCUGCCGCGUGGUCGGUGAGAAGACUACAGCCUGGAACGACAAGGAUGGGUCAAAUGCAACUGAUUGAUCCGGAAUUCGAGGGCGUGGAUGAAGCCAUCCGGGACACUGGAUUCGAUAUAGACUCUGGACAAUAUGACGAUGAAUACAUUGGACAGGAGUCGCAGUCGGUGCUGGAUGUCAACUCGGCAAAUUCCUGGCCUGCAAUGAGUGAGGUGGAGUCGGUGGUCUUGAGUCUCAUCCAACAGGGGCUUUUGAAGGGGUUUGCCUUACACACUAAUCCACGAUUUGCGAUUCCUGGCAGCCAAAAGGCGGGCGGACCUAUGAAGGCCGGGUUUCCCCAAGUCUGGCAGAUAAUCAGAGCGAACGCAUCAAAUGUGCCGGUUCCGGGGUGGGUCGAGGCGCAGAAUAUGUAACCAGAAGAAAUAUGCCAGGCCCUUCAUUUCGGGCUGACUGAUCCCGAAUUGAUCAA